Bombina bombina (fire-bellied toad) is the source of this 1521-nucleotide messenger RNA. RefSeq names its product transcription factor like 5 (gene TCFL5). Gene Ontology annotation, molecular function: RNA polymerase II cis-regulatory region sequence-specific DNA binding; DNA-binding transcription factor activity, RNA polymerase II-specific; protein dimerization activity. Gene Ontology annotation, cellular component: nucleus. Gene Ontology annotation, biological process: regulation of DNA-templated transcription; spermatogenesis. The record is from RefSeq and is a predicted model, not a curated record. The coding region runs from base 1 to 1521 and encodes 506 amino acids. Lineage: Eukaryota; Metazoa; Chordata; Amphibia; Anura; Bombinatoridae. The transcript is spliced from 6 exons.
AUGUCGAUCUCUACACCCGAACUACCAGAGACACCUAACACUCAGACUGUAUCAUCUGACAGUACACCUUCCUCAGGGCCUGGAAGUGCUGCUGACGUUGUGCUAAAUGAGCAGACCCCAUGCUUUACUGCCACAGACCUCAGUCUAGUAGAGAUGACGGAAAUUGAGUAUACCCAGCUGCAAAACAUACUGUAUUCACACAUGGAGGCUCAAGCCAGUGAAGCAGAAUUUGAAACCAGACCGAACUCAGCUUUUUUCACAGUGAACAACCCUCCUAGUCUUCCUCAGUAUCCAUCCACCAACAUAAACCAGAGCAGUUUCACAACCGGUAUUUCAGGAGGACACCCUGUGACAUGCCAGUCUGCAGCUUCUGAAAGCAAUGUACAAAAUAAUUCCAACCAGUCACUAGACUUUCAGGAGUUGAGGAUGAUGUUAAGUGAGGACCAUCUGCCUAAAAAUAAUGUAAACAUGGCUGAUACCUCAAUGGGUUAUGUUGCAGGGGAUCCCUCUGGAUCUAACUUUGCUAGAAUGCAACAUGCUGAUAAUGCUGGAAAAACAAAUGAGGAUAAAGAGAAUGUACCACCUGUUCUUGAGACAAGACCUAAAUCCUCUGUUCGUGUUCGACUUGAGGAUAGAUUCAACUGUAUGCAGUCAGAAAUACCCAGAUGUCCAGAAUCACAGGAGUCUGGAGUUAACCCAAACAACAUGGCGCCUCUCGUGCAACACUCACCUGAACUAAUGUGCAUUCCACAGCAGAGCAAGUGUUCAACAGUAAUGAAAAACAAAGCUGCUGCACCUACAACUGCACUUCAGUUUACGUAUCCGUGUUUUUCAAACAACCCUUAUUCGGCUGGAAACAGCAGUUCCUCACAAUCCAGUAAUACUAGAAGCUCUUACCCUUUGCUGGAGGCUGUUAAGCACCAGGAAAUCCCAAUACCUGGGACAUUUUCCUUUUGCUAUCAGCAGGAAAUUGAGUCCACAAAACAAGCUUUAGCAUCUCGGGCUAAAGCAAUUCCUGAGCAAGUAUGGAUUAAAGUGGGAGAAGCUUUAUGCAAACAGUCAGUGAACAAGAGGAGUCAUGGAUACAUACCACAGUUCGACAGCAGUAUGGAACGGCAAUUUCCUAGAGAGAUACAAAAUACAGAUGCUCAAAAUCCUGGACCAGAGAACACUUUGCAAUUUGUGCAAACAAAUGUGAGUGAGAAGGUUUCAGGCAUCCAGCAGGGAGCGUCUUCUCAGCGCAGAGAAAAACAUAAUCGUAUGGAGAGAGAUAGAAGGAAAAGAAUACGAAUUUGCUGUGAUGAAUUAAACCAUUUAGUACCAUUUUGUAACACAGAGACAGAUAAAGCAACCACUUUACAAUGGACUACGGCUUUUCUGAAAUAUAUUCAAGAGAGACACGGAGACUCCUUCAAAAAGGAAUUUGAAAAUGUAUUUUGUGGAAGUACAGGACGGAGAUUAAAAGUAGCAUCAGAAAUGUUAAGAAAAGAUUUCGCUCUGGAGAGUUCUGAAUGGAAAUGA